Molecule: messenger RNA, 690 nt
Organism: Zea mays
Lineage: Eukaryota; Viridiplantae; Streptophyta; Magnoliopsida; Poales; Poaceae
Product: histone H4
Exons: 1
Coding region: 183-494 (103 amino acids)
Cellular component (GO): nucleosome
Molecular function (GO): DNA binding; structural constituent of chromatin; protein heterodimerization activity
Source: RefSeq, a predicted model, not a curated record
UCACAGUCCCACGGAUCGAGGCCGAAAUCACCUCCCGCUCGGCACUGCUCAAAACUUCCGCGUUCCCUCCCAAACCCCACCGAUAAAUACUCCUCCAACCCCGAAUCUUAACCAUCGCACAAAUCCUCUUCCUCGAGUUCUCCUCAACCAAAUUCAAAGUCACAGCGGCGAAACUCUCGGCGAUGUCUGGCCGCGGCAAGGGCGGGAAGGGUCUGGGCAAGGGCGGCGCCAAGCGCCACCGCAAGGUGCUGCGUGACAACAUCCAGGGCAUCACCAAGCCGGCGAUCCGCAGGUUGGCGAGGAGGGGCGGCGUCAAGCGCAUCUCCGGGCUCAUCUACGAGGAGACCCGCGGCGUGCUCAAGAUCUUCCUCGAGAACGUCAUCCGCGACGCCGUCACCUACACCGAGCACGCCCGCCGCAAGACUGUGACCGCCAUGGACGUUGUCUACGCUCUCAAGCGCCAGGGCCGCACCCUCUACGGUUUCGGCGGUUAGGUCGCCCCUCUCCCGGUGGCGAAUUACGUGGUGGCGGUGGCGGUCGUGUUGUGUUCUUGGUCUAGUUAGUCUGUGUUGUCUUUAUCGGUGCUGUUUUCUGUGGUGGUUGUACUGCAUCGUUCUAGUUUCUAGUCCAUGUGCUGUAAUAUCUCGCUGCUGUAAUCAAUGGAAUGUCCUCGUUUCAAGCCUCAUGACA